AGCACGUGGAUGAGAUUUUGCUUUUAUCAUCGCCGAUAAGUAUCGGAUGUGCCUUUUUUCUUUCAGAGGUGAAGUGCAGAAAAAACCCACUAAAAUAAGAAUCAGCUCCAAAUCCCCGAAUGCUGCAUGGAAAAGCUUUUGGCUGUUCCUGAAACACACAACGCUUUAACAGAAACCAUAAGAUUACAGGAGUCAUUUCCUAUUAUGUAAAGGGAGAUUCUGUGCGUUUGAUCCCUGCCUGCGGCGCUGGCAGCUCAUCUGCCCAGUGGUCCCGGGCAGCAGACAGCUCUUCCCCAACCUCUGAUUUACUGACUUUAACUUGUCCUACACAAGCUGGGGCAGUUGCUUGUGCACUGCACGUCGUUUCCGAGGACUAAUGAGAGGAUGGCUGUAGGCAGUCCUGGAGCACUUAAGCAGCCAGGAGCAGAUGCUUAGCCCCGUACUUCCCCUACCUUCUGGAAGGUCCAGAGGAAGAAAUGACCAUGUAGAUUCUACAGCUUGGGUGCAGCAUAAUGGGAAAUGGUGAAUGGAGCACAGCUGGUCUGCAGCCUUGAAAGCAGCCGUCCUGCGGACCACUAGUCAGUCAGGGACACCUUGCACGCCAGAGGCAUCCUCCACAUCGCUCACCAGACACACACUGGAUUCUUUUUAAUUUCUUAGAUUGGAAUUCAAGAUUCCUUUCCUGCAAUUUUUAAACAGUUUUAAGAUUGUAUCAACUAUAACGAGUGGAGCAAUAUAAUCAGCAACAAUGGGUGACAUGACAAAUAGCGAUUUUUAUUCCAAGAACCAAAGAAAUGAGGCCAACCAUGCAGGAGAGUUUGGGUGCACACUGCAAGAACUGCGCUCCCUCAUGGAACUUCGAGGAACAGAAGCAGUAGUAAAAAUUAAAGAGACAUAUGGGGAAACAGAGGGGCUCUGCAGACAUCUGAAGACAUCACCAACAGAAGGAUUAGCUGGCACUGCUGCAGACCUAGAAAAAAGAAAGCUUAUUUUUGGAAAAAAUUUUAUACCUCCAAAGAAGCCAAAAACAUUCUUACAGCUAGUCUGGGAAGCAUUGCAGGAUGUGACUCUUAUAAUCUUGGAAAUUGCAGCCAUCAUAUCUUUGGGGCUUUCGUUUUAUCAGCCACCUGGAGAAGGGAAUGAAGGAUGCGGUACUGCAACAGGAGGAGCUGAAGAUGAAGGUGAGGCUGAAGCUGGCUGGAUUGAAGGUGCUGCCAUCCUACUCUCUGUUAUCUGUGUUGUACUUGUCACUGCCUUCAAUGACUGGAGCAAGGAGAAGCAGUUCCGUGGGCUUCAAAGCCGUAUUGAGCAGGAACAGAAAUUUACUGUUGUCCGAGGUGGACAGGUUAUCCAAAUCCCAGUGGCAGAGAUAGUAGUUGGUGAUAUUGCACAGGUGAAGUAUGGUGAUCUUCUACCUGCCGAUGGGAUAUUUAUUCAAGGAAAUGAUCUUAAAAUUGAUGAAAGCUCUUUAACUGGAGAGUCAGACCAAGUCCGCAAAUCUGUUGACAAAGACCCAAUGCUACUGUCAGGUACUCACGUCAUGGAAGGCUCUGGACGGAUGCUUGUAACUGCUGUGGGUGUGAAUUCUCAGACAGGCAUCAUCUUUACUCUGCUAGGUGCUGGAGGAGAAGAAGAAGAAAAGAAAGAUAAGAAAGGUGUGAAACAGGAGGAUGGACAUCAGCUUCCAGUAGAUUCUUCCCAUCCCUCCUCCCACCCUCCUUCAGCUACAGAUGGUGCAACAGGUGCAAAUGCCACUGAUAAUGCAAAUGCCAGCUUAGUCAAUGGCAAAAUGCAGGAUGGGAAUAUGGAGAACAGCCAGAACAAAGCCAAGCAGCAGGAUGGGGCUGCUGCCAUGGAGAUGCAGCCGCUGAAGAGUGCAGAAGGGGGAGAGGGAGAUGACAAAGACAAGAAGAAAUCCAACAUGCACAAGAAAGAAAAAUCUGUUCUUCAGGGAAAGCUGACCAAGCUGGCAGUCCAGAUAGGCAAAGCAGGUUUGGUGAUGUCUGCCAUCACUGUAAUAAUUUUGGUACUCUAUUUUGCCAUUGACACAUUUGUGGUCAACAAGAAGCAGUGGUUGCCUGAGUGCACUCCUGUCUAUGUUCAGUAUUUUGUUAAAUUCUUCAUUAUUGGUGUUACUGUACUUGUUGUUGCUGUUCCUGAGGGACUUCCACUUGCUGUCACUAUUUCUCUGGCCUAUUCUGUAAAGAAAAUGAUGAAGGAUAACAAUCUGGUCCGCCACUUAGAUGCUUGUGAAACUAUGGGUAAUGCUACAGCCAUCUGCUCCGACAAAACAGGGACGCUAACUACCAACCGGAUGACGGUUGUCCAAGCCUACGUUGGUGAUGUCCACUACAAAGAGGUCCCUGACCCAGAUUCUGUACCCGCCAAAACCCUUGAUUUGCUGGUUAAUGCAAUUGCUAUCAACAGUGCUUAUACUACAAAAAUUCUGCCACCAGAAAAAGAGGGUGGCCUGCCUCGCCAGGUAGGCAAUAAGACGGAGUGUGGCCUCUUGGGAUUUGUCCUGGAUUUGAAGCAGGAUUAUGAGCCUGUUCGGAACCUCAUUCCCGAGGAGAAACUCUAUAAAGUUUACACGUUCAACUCUGUCAGAAAGUCAAUGAGUACUGUCAUUAAAAUGCCAGAUGGUAGUUUCCGAAUGUACAGCAAAGGAGCUUCUGAAAUUGUUCUGAAGAAGUGUUCCAGGAUCCUUAAUGCAGCUGGUGAACCUCGUAUCUUCAGACCACGUGACCGAGACGAAAUGGUGAAGAAAGUAAUUGAACCUAUGGCCUGUGAUGGACUGAGAACUAUCUGUGUUGCUUUCCGAGACUUUAACAGCAGCCCAGAGCCUGACUGGGACAAUGAAAAUGACAUAUUAUCUGACCUGACUUGCAUUUGUGUUGUUGGCAUUGAAGACCCAGUAAGGCCAGAGGUCCCAGAAGCCAUAAGAAAGUGCCAGCGAGCUGGAAUUACAGUCCGCAUGGUCACUGGAGACAACAUCAACACAGCACGUGCCAUUGCCAUAAAAUGUGGAAUCAUUCAUCCAGGAGAAGACUUUCUUUGCCUUGAAGGGAAAGAGUUUAACAGAAGGAUCCGAAAUGAGAAGGGAGAGAUUGAGCAAGAGCGGAUUGACAAAAUCUGGCCAAAGCUUCGAGUGCUUGCUCGCUCAUCUCCCACGGACAAACACACUUUGGUAAAAGGUAUUAUUGACAGCACACAGGUGGAACAGAGGCAGGUUGUAGCUGUGACUGGUGAUGGAACCAAUGAUGGACCAGCACUUAAAAAAGCUGAUGUUGGCUUUGCAAUGGGUAUUGCUGGAACAGAUGUUGCGAAGGAAGCCUCGGAUAUCAUCCUAACAGAUGACAAUUUCAGUAGCAUUGUGAAGGCUGUAAUGUGGGGACGUAAUGUCUAUGAUAGUAUCUCCAAGUUCCUGCAGUUCCAGCUCACUGUUAACAUUGUGGCUGUGAUUGUGGCUUUCACUGGUGCAUGUAUUACCCAGGACUCUCCUCUAAAAGCUGUACAGAUGUUGUGGGUCAAUCUAAUUAUGGACACCUUUGCCUCACUUGCUUUGGCCACCGAACCUCCAACAGAGGCUCUAUUGCUAAGAAAGCCAUAUGGCAGGAACAAACCUCUUAUAUCCCGUACCAUGAUGAAGAACAUUCUGGGCCACGCUGUUUAUCAGCUUACUCUCAUAUUUACACUUCUUUUUGUCGGUGAGAAAAUGUUUAAGAUUGACAGUGGGAGGAAUGCACCACUUCACUCUCCUCCUUCAGAGCAUUACACCAUUAUCUUCAACACCUUUGUCAUGAUGCAGCUUUUCAAUGAAAUCAACGCACGGAAAAUCCAUGGUGAAAGAAAUGUCUUUGAUGGCAUCUUCAGAAAUCCUAUUUUUUGCACUAUUGUACUGGGUACAUUUGCUAUUCAGAUAGUAAUUGUCCAGUUUGGAGGAAAACCAUUUAGCUGUUCUCCCCUGCAGCUUGACCAGUGGAUGUGGUGUGUAUUUAUUGGAUUAGGAGAACUUGUAUGGGGUCAGGUCAUUGCAACCAUCCCAACAAGUAGGCUAAAGUUUUUAAAGGAGGCAGGGAGGCUCACUGAGAAGGAGGAGGUCCCUGAAGAAGAACUCAAUGAAGACGUUGAAGAAAUUGAUCAUGCAGAGAGAGAACUUCGACGUGGACAAAUUCUCUGGUUCAGAGGGCUCAACAGAAUCCAAACCCAGAUCGAAGUAGUCAAUACUUUCAAGAGUGGCACUUCCUUUCAGGGGGCUCUAAGGAGACAGUCCUCCGUCACAAGCCAGACCCAGGAUAUCCGCGUCGUGAAGGCAUUCCGUAGCUCUCUCUAUGAAGGUUUAGAAAAACCAGAAUCUAGAACCUCUAUUCACAACUUUAUGACUCAUCCUGAAUUUAGGAUAGAAGAUUCCCAGCCCCACAUCCCACUCAUUGAUGACACAGACCUAGAAGAAGACCCUGCUCUCAAGAAAAACUCGAGUCCACCGUCUUCGCUGAACAAGAACAACAGUGCUAUCGACAGUGGAAUAAAUCUUACAACUGAUACAAGUAAAUCAGCUACCUCUUCUAGUCCAGGAAGCCCAAUACAUAGCCUGGAGACAUCACUUUAGCUGAAAAGGUCACUGCAAAAAAAGUUAAAAUAAAAUAAAAUAAAAAAACCCACAGCAACCGAAAUAUAUAAAUAUAUAUAUUAAAAACAUUGCUGGCUGAAAAGCUGUUUGAACUCUUAUUCACUCUGAGACAAGUGAAUGAAUUGUUGAUCACAAUGGUUUUGGGGAAAGAAUGAAUGGCUGAUUUACAUACCCCCCCUUGUUCCCUUUCAGAAAAACAACAAAAAAAAUCCUCCUGCAUGAAUGUACUGUACACUUCUGGCCCUUCUUUCUCUCUUUUUGUUUCUUUUUAUUUCCUUUUUUUUUUUUUCCUCCUUAAGCAGGAACUGCAGAGGACUUCUUUCUGAGGCUAUUUAUCCAAUUCACUGGUCUGUGAGUUUUUUGAAAUGCUUGUGUGGCAUGGACUCAAUUGUAUAGAUUAAUUUAAAUAACUUUUUUGAAGUUGCGAAGCUUAACUUGCACAGUAGAUUUGCACCAGUUGGACAGAGGAACUUAAACAUUUAUGACACUAUAUAUAGAGAUAUAUACAUAUAAGUAUAUACAUAAUUAAUUAUAUAUAUGUAUAUAUCUAUCUAUAUAUAUAUAGUUAUAUAUAUAUAAAGUUUCUUUGUUGGCAUGUUGCCUUGUUUCUGCUCAAAUUGCUCUGACUAUUUUAACUUAUUUAUGUCCUAAAAAAGAAUGUAAUUUGUUUACAAACCUGUAGAUAAUAUCCUUAACUAUUUGUAGGGUUAAGAAAGCACUUCCUGCCGAAGUAGUAUAAAAAUGGCUCAGCUCAGCUCAGCUCAUUGAAAACGUCUGUAAUACUGCACCCUGGAUAUUUUAUUACAACCGUGUUCUGAUUUCUGCCUGAUUUUUUUUUUUUUUUUUUUGUUAAAUAAUGUAGAUACUGCUAGUAAAUAACAAAAGAAGCCAAAAUAUAACACAUUGGAUGUAGCAUUGUGAUCCUAUAUACAGGGAGGUAAACCAGGCUUCCUUUGUUGCAAAUAAAAAUCAAAAUGAUCAGGUUCUCUCUUUUUUUGUUCUCCCUCUGAUAAUCUGCUUGAAUUUGUUUUGGUGCAACAUACAAUAAUGGAGGCUAUUUCAGUCUUUAAACAUAUGGCAAUGGCUUCCAAAAAUAUUUUUAAAGAGAUACUGUAUGAAACUGAGUUGAGUUAUAAAUAUAAUUUAAAAUAAGUUAUAUUUGGUUUGUCUAUAUGGAGAUAAAACUAAUGUUAAAAUAUUGUGAUAUAUUGUGUUAAUCCUUUUCAGUUAGUAAUUUAAGCAUUUAUUUCCUUAUUACUUGCAAAGUACGGGCUGUUGGCAUUUUGGAUUAAAAUCACUGUAGGUUGUUGCUUUGAUUUUUUUUAAAAGAAAAAUAUAGUUUCUGCACUAUUAGGUCUGAAUGAAACUUUAUUAAUUGUAUAUUGAAAUGUGCUUUGUGUGAUUUUUUGGUUUGUUUUUUUUUUUUUUUAACCAAGCUUGUCUUCCUGUAGUCAUAAGGUAUACUGUAACACAGUAAUACGUUAUUUUACCUAGAGCUUUCUACAAAGAAAGCUAUUCUGAAAACCUGCAGUAUGGAAGGUGAAAAAUAUUUUUCAAGAUGGUAACAGCCCUGAUAACUUAAAAUUUAUGAGCUUAUAUAAUUGCUAUGUCAACCACUUGAAUGCUAAGCACUUUGUGGAUCACAGAUUUUUCAUAAAUAAUUUUUGUAUUUAAUAUAAAGUUUGCUUGGAGACUUUUCAGCAUAUGAUCUUUUCCAUAAUUGUACAGUGCAAAAGACAUUUUGAAUUACACAAUUGAUUAUGCCAGAUGUGUUGAAAAACACUCUCAAACUAGCUUGAUAAAUUGAUCUGUUAGGGUAUUACUGGUUGUCUUAAAGUUGGCUCAUAAAGUGGUGCAUCUCUGCAGUCACAAGAACUAAACCAAGCCAGAACUCUCCAAAACAAGAUUAGACUCAUGGCCAAACUGCAGACUGAACUGACUAAAAUGUUUUCAGGGUGCAUCAAGACUAUUCAGCCAGGUAAAGCUCUAAUCAGCUUGAAUUGCCAGCUUCCGGACUUUUGUGUAGAAGCUUGAAUGUUUUUGGCUCAAACUCUUAGUUUGCUAUCUGAUCCAAACUUUUCACUGAACAACAGAACAGGUCUUUGAAGGCAUAUACAACUCUCUUUUCAACAGAUAGUGUGACCCAUUUCUUAACAGUAAAAAGCUAGCAUGAAAACAUAAUUAUUUUAGCUAAGUCCUAGCAACGAAGUGAUUGAAACUCAGUCAGGAUUGUUCUUCGCUUUGUAAAUACGGUGAUCAACCUUUGUAUAACAUGUAUUGGGUUUCUAUGGCCUAUUUGGGAUAUCAUAUUCAGAAGAAAAAAAAGUGUUAUCUAUUUACAGGGAAGCCUCUAGCUUUGGACUUGAACAUCUACAGAAGCUGUUAAUACUGGAACAAUUUAUUUUCAGCAUCUUAACACUGACUGUUUGCCUUUUUAUUUUCAAACACUCUUCAUAUUUUUUCUUGGUUUCAUUUUUUUAAAAUUUUCCUGUAGGAGUACCCCUCCCUAAGGUACCAUUUGCAGACUUGAAAACUGUUAAGAAAAUGAACACUGCAUUCUGUGUGUAUAUAGUAAAACAUAUAUAAACUGAGAUGCAUAGAAAACUUGGGCUUUUGUGAGCAGAGACUGUGCUUUAUGUAUAUGAUAAAUGAUAGACUUUUUUUUUUUUAAAGCAGAAUAGCUAUGACCUUUCAACUACAAGUCGUGCAUCACAAUUCCUUUCUUUUAUUGCUUGACCUCUCUGUGAUGGGAACAAUGGAUCAAAACCCAAAAUGAUCAGUUUGUUAAAAUUCCCUGCAAUAUAUAAAUGCUCGCUCUCUACGUACUGUACUUAGCAGCAUGAGAUUUGUGGACAACAAUACAGUGGUACAUUGGCAAUCCAUCCCACUAGGGGUUAUUAAUAUAUGUUCAUUCAUCUGUUUUUAUGAAUUUUUUUAUCUAGACAAUAAUUGUAAAUAAAGAACUUACUCUGUCUGUUCAUUUAAUACUAUGCAAAAGGUUAUGCUUUCUAUUGUUAUUCUUAUUCCUACAGUGUGAUGCUGGAAUGUUUGUGGUUUCAAAAAAAAAAAAAAAAAAAGACAAAAGUAAGUAAAAUAUGUGAUGUAAAUUAUUUUAUAGUUUGAAACAAAAUGAUAAAGUUUUACUCUUGCUGCUUUCUGUCUAAUAGAUCUCUCUUGGCAGGAGCACAAGUGGAAAAUUUAAAGAAAUAAAUUCACAAAGCAGCAUGAACAAUAA
Molecule: messenger RNA, 7865 nt
Organism: Aquila chrysaetos chrysaetos
Lineage: Eukaryota; Metazoa; Chordata; Aves; Accipitriformes; Accipitridae
Gene: ATP2B2
Product: ATPase plasma membrane Ca2+ transporting 2
Exons: 25
Coding region: 749-4609 (1286 amino acids)
Biological process (GO): calcium ion transmembrane transport; regulation of cytosolic calcium ion concentration
Cellular component (GO): intracellular membrane-bounded organelle; postsynaptic density membrane
Molecular function (GO): ATP hydrolysis activity; ATP binding; P-type calcium transporter activity
Source: RefSeq, a predicted model, not a curated record